Macrosteles quadrilineatus (aster leafhopper) is the source of this 657-nucleotide messenger RNA. RefSeq lists its product as uncharacterized. Lineage: Eukaryota; Metazoa; Arthropoda; Insecta; Hemiptera; Cicadellidae. The transcript has a single exon. Gene Ontology annotation, molecular function: protein dimerization activity. The coding region runs from base 1 to 657 and encodes 218 amino acids. The record is from RefSeq and is a predicted model, not a curated record.
AUGGAUUCGCCGAAAAUUAGAGGCAACACCCGAGCAAGAAAGAGGAAAGUGAGAAGACACUUUGACUAUGAAGCUGAAGAUGAAAGUAUGAACCUUGAUCCGGAGACACGAUAUAAAGUUUACUUCUAUUUUAAAAUCGUUGACACAACAGUUGUUGCACUUAGUGAUGGAUUUCACCAAAUGAAGAGUCACGGUGGCAUUUUUGAGUUAUUAUAUGAUAUAACAAAAGUUAAAGACAUGCCUCCUAAUGAUUUAGCAGACAAGUGUUUAAAAUUGUGUGAUGCCCUCACUUUCAAUGGCUCUAAAGACAUCAGUAACGCCGAAUUAAAAGACGAACUGAAAGUUCUUUCAACUAUCAUAAAGCCCAACAGUUCACCCAAGGAAACGUUGAAAAUGCUUAAUGAAUUUGGUCAUGGUAUCGCACCUAAUGUUAGUGUUGCUCUAAGAAUUUUAUUGACUCUACCAGUUGCAAGUGGAGAAAGAAGCUUUUCCAAACUCAAGUUAAUAAAAACAUACCUACGAUCAACAAUGUCCCAGGAACGUCUGAGUGGUCUAGCAAUGAUUUCCAUUGAACAUAAAAUAACCGAGUCCCUAGAUCUUCAAGAAUUGGUGAAAGAAUUUUCCAGUGCCAAGGCCAGACGAGUGCUACUUAACUAA